This is a messenger RNA of Phaedon cochleariae (mustard beetle), 2706 nucleotides long. The record is from the annotation of a GenBank genome assembly. NCBI's taxonomy places the organism in Eukaryota, Metazoa, Arthropoda, Insecta, Coleoptera, Chrysomelidae.
AUUCACAGAUAGUUCUUCACAAUUGCUGAUUGGGUUUGACACAACAUUCCAUAGAUGCACGAGUUUGAGAAACUUCAUGUUUUCAGAAACAGUUUCAGGGGGUAGUUGAGUGAUCGCUGAACAUCAGCAUGGAGUGGCUGCACUUUGUGACGGUUUUGAUAAUUUUUGGUGUAGUUUGGUGUGAGGAUAUGAAAAAUGAUGAUUCAGUGGAAGAUGAUAUUCGAGAAACCAGGCAGUAUAAUCAAGAGGGUUGGCGAGUAGCCGAGAAGUUUCACAAAGGAAGUGCUGGUUGGAUACCUCGAGAAGAACCUCCAGAGUCAUUAGACCUAAAACUGAAGAGACGACGCAUCAGAAAACGAAAGAGGAAACCACAGCAGACGGAAGAAUCCAGCGACGAUGGAGAAAGGUACAUCAAGAGAUUCCACCCCCACAGACUAGACCAGGGACGACAACCCUGGGAAGAAAUUAAUGAAGAAGCCAUGAGAAGUCCAACCAUAAGAAGAAGAAUAACUCCUGUCUACUAUAGUCCUCAAAAUAUCAAUAAACACACUGUUAAUUCCAUUUCAACCACCACUGAUUCGUCAACUAAAAAUAGGACGGAACCAAUGUCUUCAACAUCGUCCAUAAUGGUUGAAGAUCAAGAAAUUCAAAGGAUGACUGAACCCAAAAUUGAUCAUUUAGCAGGAUUGAAGAGCCUAUUGAAAAAGUCAAGGGGCAAUAUAAGUCUCAGUGAAAUUCUACAACAGAAAAAUCUAUCACUCUCCGAACUACUGAAAGGUGGUGAACAUGCAAUAUCGGCCCUAACCGAGAAACCAGUGACCACAACCCUUCCAACCAAAUCAGUAUAUUCCACCGAAACAGAACCAAGUACAAAGUACAAGAGGUUGCCACCUUCAAUUGCUUUGACGAAAACGACAGAUAGAAAUUACGUUCUGGAAGAUCAAUCCUUCGAAACACUGACAGAUCAAGAAACCGUUGAAGCUCAGAGAAAGCGGCUCGCUUUAUUACAACCCAAAGAGAAUAAACUGUUUUCAUCUCUAAAUGAAAUGGAGGUUGUGACUGAACCCACAACUGAAAGAAGAAUAUUCGUUACUUCUUACCCAAAAUCCGAUCAACUCAAAAUUUCACUUUCAUCUAAAUCUACUGCAAAAUCUACUCCUAGUACCGCUACUACCCCUAAAAUUGAUAUAACUAUCGCUACAGAAAGUCCCAAAACCGAGCCCAUCGAAAUGCAAGUCAUUAAUAGAGAGAAAACACAUUUACCCACAACGAAUGCAAAGCUGAGGUCGACAACGAAGAAAAUCAAUGUGAAUAAGGAAAUUAUCAAUCCUUUCGCUUUUGGGUUCCCUGAACCUAUGAAAAUAAGUAUAAACGAAAUCUUAGGCUUUGGAGAUGAUAAAAUUAAGGAGGAUAACAAUGAUGCACCUAUGAGAGUUUCCAUAGAUAUAGAAGAGCUCAUAGAGAAAAACAAAGAAACGUCCUUUACCGAAGCGCCAACUACAAAAGUUGUGACAGAAAACCAGACCUAUGUGACAGCGAGAAGAGAGAUCAUGGAAAUAAUGAAGGAUCCAGUCAGCAGAGAUAACCUAUCACGUAUACUAGAGAACAGAAAUAUGACCUUGAACGAGUUAGUGGAGCAACGUGAACGAGGUUACAGUCAACGCCAUUUGGCAGAUAUAUUCCACAAUAGUACUAGGGAACCCGAGCCUAAAGAAGAACCAUUUAUUGGUCAUAUCUUAGCUGAUUCAUUUCCAAGUUUCCCCUCGCUUACUAGGCAACCAAAAAGUCGUACUUUUGAAGAAGACAUACCUAGCAAAAUCCUUACCACUGCUAAAACUACAGAAGCACCAGAACUGAUUACUAGCAGACCUGAAACUGCCUCCACUACGUUUGGAAACGAGAUUAAGACUGAUUUGAGUGCUCAAGAUAUACAGCCUUUUCCUUGGAAACAACUAUAUCCAGACCUCUUUGCCGAUUCUGUAGAAACAGAUUCCAAAUUCACAGAAAAUGACUCGGAAGAGGAAACACGAAGUUCAGAAAGAUUAGACGGCAGCUUGUCCAAUGAACAAUUGAAACCAGACGAAUAUGAUCUCUUCUUUCAGAUACCACCAGGUGUGAAGUCUGCUUUAUUUGUUAGUUUAGCCAUAAUAGGAUUGUCACUAGUUGUCUUCUUGACGAUACUGGUAGUAUUUAGGUGGCUGCAGAAAAAGAACAGAGCAAUUAACUAUUGCAGUAGCUUAUCUUCUAAAAUUCGAUCUCCUAUUAUAAUUCAGGGACGUCCUUCGAACGCCAUCAGAACAUUCGUGAACGAAACGGUCAGGAGAAAAAAGAACUAUUUCAAGUCAAACAUGCAAAGUAUGUCUGACGAAAUUUGGGAAAGUAGCCGUGACAGAAAACCAUCUUUUUGAUUUGGUUAAAUUUGAGACUGUAUACUAUACGUUGUAAAUUAUUUAUUGUUUUUAUUUCAGUAUGUGAUCAUUUCAGUGCAAUAAUCACUAAAUGUUCAGUAAGAUAAGUGUUCAUCCUAUAAGAUUAUUUCUUGGUGCCAGGACUAUUUCACUGGAGGUAAUCACCUUAAUGCGUUUUAAUUUUCUAAGAAUGAAGUAAUUUAUUUUAAUAAUAAGUCAUGUAAAACUAUUGAUCAAUUGUAUGAAAAGAAUCUGUAUGAAUGUGAAAGUAUUGAGAAUAAAUAUCUUUUGUUGUUAA